Messenger RNA from Lucilia cuprina (Australian sheep blowfly), 849 nucleotides. RefSeq lists its product as uncharacterized. The transcript has 4 exons. The coding region runs from base 72 to 617 and encodes 181 amino acids. Lineage: Eukaryota; Metazoa; Arthropoda; Insecta; Diptera; Calliphoridae. The record is from RefSeq and is a predicted model, not a curated record.
UUUAGUUGUGUAAUAACCAGAUAACAAGAUACACAAGCCAAACUACUACCACUCGUACUACAAACCACAAGAUGUUUAACAAAGUGACAAUAAGACAGCAGCAUCGGCAAAGAUGUUCCACACUAAGUAAGAAGACAAUGAUGACGACAACAACAACAGCAAAGAGGCUGUCAAUGCUUGUGGCAUUUAUGUUAAUAUUAAAUGCCUCGUCUUGGGCGGCUACCUUGGCGGAAAGUGAAAUUAAUGAUUUGAAUAGUAUAGAAACAAAGAAUGAGACUACUGUUGAUUCUACUGCAACUGUCAAACAAACACAACCGGAAACACGUCAAUAUCCCUAUAAUGGUUUUAUGAUGCCAUCAGCACUACCAGUACCAUCUGUACCAUCCUCUCUCUUGCCAGGUUGUCCUUUAUGUGAUUCAUCGGUUUACAGUUAUUGUUCUCAUAAAUUAAUACACGAUUCAUGUUGCUGUGAUUUUCCAGCUAUUACUUACUAUUGGAGUACUUCGGUUUAUCAAAAACCUCCGCAAUGCGCCUACAAUGAUUGUUCAUUGUUGUAUGCCAAAUCUUGUUAUGAACAUUCAUUAAUUAAAAAUUGUUGUUGUAAUAAUCCUUAUUAAAUUCACUAGAACAACAAACACUAUUUUACUAAAUGUUAUUUAUUAUUUUAAAAAUUUCCAUACACAAAAUAUUUCUACGCACAUCCAUGUGAAUGUAUGUAUAUAUUUAAUUAUAGUUAAUUUUAUUAUUUUAAAGAAUGUUUUUUUUUUUUUUGUUUUCAACAUAAGAACUAUUUAAUAGCAUAUAAGAUUAAAUUGAAUUAAAAAAUAUAACAAAUUAAAUUUAAUUAAA